Molecule: messenger RNA, 1659 nt
Organism: Pyrus x bretschneideri (Chinese white pear)
Lineage: Eukaryota; Viridiplantae; Streptophyta; Magnoliopsida; Rosales; Rosaceae
Product: peroxisome biogenesis protein 3-2
Exons: 7
Coding region: 291-1418 (375 amino acids)
Biological process (GO): protein import into peroxisome membrane
Cellular component (GO): peroxisomal membrane
Molecular function (GO): protein-macromolecule adaptor activity
Source: RefSeq, a predicted model, not a curated record
CGCAUUGAGAAGGAGACUGCUAAAAUAUAAUAUUUUCUUCUACGUAUGAUCGUAUCCCACUGGUUCGAAAAAGGUAAAUAAAAAUCACCAGUUACAUUUUGUUUUUUAUUUUUUAUUAUUGGACAAUAAACUUUGUUUUUAAUGCACCGCUUGCGGCUCCGCCCGAGAAACCACCGCUUCCAAUUUCUAUCGUUGCCCGUUUCCGCUCGGAAUUAUCUUCUCUGAAUCAUCUUCCUCGGAAGAACUUCACUGCUCGCUGAUGGAGGUUUGCCUAUCGUAGCACCAAAAAGAUGCUUUCUUUAAGGGGAUUUUGGAGAAGGCAUAAGAGGAAGGUUUUGGUUGCAACUGGUGUUUUAGGAAGUGGGUAUCUUCUGUACAAAUUAUACAAUGCUCACAGACAAAGGCUUGCUGACCUGGAGACCGAACUCGAGCACAAGCGAGAGAAAAACGAUGAGCUCAUCAAGGCUCAAAUGCAGGCCCAUUUUGAAAACAUACAAAGAAUUGCUGACACAACUACACUGCCUCAUGCUAUGUACUAUUUAAGUAGUCGGAUAGCGGAAGAGUUGGACCUUUCUCACCUUACUGAGAGGUUAAUGCAAGUGAAGGGGCAACCGACAUCUCAAGAGAAACUUGAGUUAUGGGAUAGACUGAAAAUUCUAAGUAUGUUUCUGUCAUUCCCUGGUUUCACGAGAAUGGUGUUGUCGCUGUGGGCAAUGACGAUCCUUAGCUUAUAUAUUAGAGUUCAAGUCAAUAUAUUAGGGAGACAUUUAUAUAUUGAUACUGCACGAGGUCUUGGGAGCUCUCUUUUAAUUGAGGAUGCUGAUCUCAUUCAUAGGGAUGACCAGCAGAAGUUUCUCGCAAGUUCUGAUUAUCUCGCCAGUAAUGCCUUGCCUGCUUUAAUUUCAAAUAUCCAGGCAGCAGCAACAGAAGUUCUUAAUGGAAAGCAGCUAAAGGAUUCUUUCAACACCACAGUUCUUCAUGCAACUAUCAUGGAAAUACUUGAAAAGUUCAUGAGCACAGGAGAUCCCCAUCACUGGGUGAACUACUUGAUGCCUGAGGAUGCUCGUUGGCAUGAACUAGCCACGGCCUUCAGCAAUGAUAACGUACCCCUUCCAGAUGUCACCAAAUUUGACCAACUUAUGUUGGAGACACGGGCAGUAAUAUCAAGUGCUGAAUUCAGGAGUGUUGCCGAGACAGCGUUGAGAGCAGUGGUGGAUACCGUGAUAGAAGAUAUGAAUGCUCAACCUGGAGGAGGCAGUCUAAAGUCAGGAAUUCAACUUGCCAAAGUUUUAGCACGGGUUGCACAGACGGGUCCUUCAGUCCUCGAAGAAUCAAGCAAGUUCAUCCAGAUCAUUCUGAAUGUACCACAAGUUGAGCUCUUUUUCACUCUCAUCUACUCAAACAUGAAAAUAGACUAGAGUAGAGACUCGCGGCGGAUCACAAUUUCAGAAUUUCGGUUUUUAAGUAGAUUUUUGAUGCGUUACAAUCAAAUCCGGCAGCGGAAGAACGUGCUAAUGAUUGAGGGGCGUUCAAGUUAUCAAAAUUCGGAAGUUUUAAAGGAAUAACAGAGAAAGAUGAGGAAUGUUGCAGUGUAAUCUACUGUUUGUACUAGUUCUUCUACCAUUUCUAAUUCCACAUCUCAUAUUUGUUGUGCUGUAA